CAAGUAUAAACCGGCUUUAAAACGCAGAACAAUAAAAUACAGCUGGUUUAUUGCUGAUUUGACUAAUACCGCUGGUCACAAUGUGCAGCAACGGCCUGUAUUUGCUUUAUCACAGGAUUUUAUUACCAAAGAUUAGACACACAGACGACGGUAUGAAAUCUUUUGAGUCAUUUCAAGUACAGGAUGAUGACAUUAUUGCAGUUACUUAUCCCAAAUCUGGUACAACAUGGAUGCAGGAAAUUCUUCCCCUGCUUCUGAAUGGAGGGGAUUUUACACCAGUACUGACCAUCCCCAACUGGGACAGAGUGCCUUGGCUUGAGGAGACACGUGCUGCUGAAAUCGCAGAAAAGCUGAGUGCUCCACGGGCCUUCGUGUCUCACAUGCCUUAUCAUCUGAUGCCUUCCUCUUUCUUCUCUUCUAAGGCUAAGGUCAUUUAUGUUUCUAGAAACCCAAAAGAUGUCCUGGUUUCCUCUUUUCAUUUCCAUCAAAUGGCCAGUUUUCUGCAUGACCCAGGAACCUUGGAAGAAUUUGCAGACCAAUUCCUAGCAGGGAAUGUGAUGUUUGGAAAGUGGACAGAUCAUGUGAAGAGCUGGAGAAACACGGAUCUGGGUGACAGAAUCUUUUAUGUCACGUACGAGGAGAUGAUUCAGGAUCUGCAUGGUGUUCUCGAACGCAUGUUAUUCUUUCUUGGUAAGUGCCUGAGCAAAGAAGCUCAGACCCGUGUGACUGAACACUGUGCAUUUAUAAAUAUGAAGCAAAACAAAAUGUCCAACUAUUCACUGGUGCCAGAGGCGGUAAUGGACACCAAGAAGUCUACUUUUCUCAGAAAAGGAAUUGUUGGAGAUUGGAAGAAUUAUUUCAGCCCAGAGUUGGAGUCGAAGUUCAACACAGCAAUUUGUGAAGAAUUAAAGGGAACUGACAUCAAAUUCCCCAUAUAAUAAUUGUCAUGAUUCUAUUAUACCAAAGUUUGUGCUUAUAAUUUAAAUUAUAAUUUGGUAUGAUUUAAACAAAAUAACAA
This is a messenger RNA of Tachysurus vachellii, 1018 nucleotides long. RefSeq names its product sulfotransferase 2B1-like. The transcript has 6 exons. Gene Ontology annotation, molecular function: sulfotransferase activity. Gene Ontology annotation, cellular component: cytoplasm. Bases 81 to 938 code for a protein of 285 amino acids. The record is from RefSeq and is a predicted model, not a curated record. Lineage: Eukaryota; Metazoa; Chordata; Actinopteri; Siluriformes; Bagridae. Gene Ontology annotation, biological process: sulfation.